This is a messenger RNA of Parasteatoda tepidariorum (common house spider), 2518 nucleotides long. Its product is annotated as transcription initiation protein SPT3 homolog. The record is from RefSeq and is a predicted model, not a curated record. Gene Ontology annotation, molecular function: protein heterodimerization activity; transcription coactivator activity. Gene Ontology annotation, biological process: transcription by RNA polymerase II; regulation of gene expression. Gene Ontology annotation, cellular component: nucleus. Lineage: Eukaryota; Metazoa; Arthropoda; Arachnida; Araneae; Theridiidae.
AAAAUUUAACUGUGACUGCCACAAAAAAAUAUAAAAAAAAUGAAGAAAUAAAAAAAAACAACGGUAUUUUGGAAUUGGAAUUAUAAUGUUGUUGAUGCUUAAGAUGCAUUAUAUGUUAUAAACUGACAUUCCUCCUUUUAAUAUUAGUAUUGCAACUGAUGACAUCUAAUAAAGAUCUGAAUAUUCCACCAUUAUUUGUGGAGUUCGUCCAAAAUUUUGUGCAAGAGUAUUUGGAGGUUUUAGAACAGAAAAAUUUGGGUGGUUAUAGAGCUAGGCAGACUGCUUUAAGUAUUUCUCCUACACGGGGUGUUGCUAAUAGGAUGAAAUCUGUGCUUCUUCCAUCUUCAAUGACGUUUGGUGGAUUAUUUAAUAAUAUGGCUUACUCUGCCGAAGAAUCUUCUCCCAUACCUUACAGCACUGAAUCAUGCUGCAUAUGUGAUGAAGAAUUUUCUUCUGAUAGUGAUCUUGCAAACCACCUAGUAACUCAUGCUGAUGAAGAAGUUUUUAAAGCUGGUUUAUUGGAGCUAGAGAAGAAAACUCCAACCAAGCAUCCUCCUCCUCACAGUUCUACUCCUGUAAUUUCCAGAACAGUUUCUCUUAAAGAACCUCUCAAAAGAACUGCAUCACAACGCUCUAAAUCUCCAGAAGUUUGGGAGAUUAUAAGUGAUGAUUCAGAUGAUGAGAGCAAUAAGAAUAAAAAAUCUGCAAAACUGUCAAAUAGUUUCAGACUGGUAAGUACUCCAAGUAAAUCUGCUGAAAAUACUCCAGUGCAAAAUAACCAAUCUAAUAAACUUUCAGCAAACCAAUCUAAUAAACCACCUGGCAACCAAACUAAUAAGCCCUCUGGCAACCAAACUAAUAAGCCCGCUGGCAGCCAAACUAAUAAGCCUGCUGGCAACCAAACUAUUAAACCAUCAGUCAAUCAAACUGUUAAACCACCUGGCCACAAAUCACAUAAAUUGCCAGUAAACCAAUCUGAUAAAAAUCCUCUCAACCAAAUUAAAAAACUUUCAGCUGUCAAUAAAACUAAUGGACCUCCAGGCAAUGAAUCGAAUAGAGCAGUUAACAUCAAUCCAUCUAAUAAACCUCAGUCGCACAAGCUUUCGCAAGUUGCACAAACUUACAAAUGCCAUACAUGCUCAGCAGAAUUCAAAAACAUUAACCUAUUGAAAGAGCAUGUUUUAACUCAUGAAAAUAAAGAGUCUUAUACAUGUCACAUAUGCAAAAAAGCAUUUUUACACAAAGGAAGUUUAAGGCAGCAUUUACAUUUGCAUAUUGGUGACAAAAGUCACAGUUGCAAGGUUUGCAAUAAAAAAUUUACUGUUAAAAGCGUUCUUCGUAAACAUGAGUUAGAAGAGCACAUGCAACCAGCUUCGCAAACUGUUCAAACCAAGCGUCAAAAAAGUACAUGAUGAUCAUUGUUCAAAAAUUUAUUACAUCAUUAUCAUACUAAUUCAACUUUUUUGCCCUGCAUUUAUUUUAUUAUUUUUUCAAUUACACUAGCAUUUCUUUGUCAGUCAUUUUUAUUUAAAUAUCUUGAUUAAGGUUAUUUAUCUUAGUCAAUUAUUAAAUCUGGUCAAGUCUUUUGUUUAUUGAAUGUUCAUGUCUUGAUUUUAGACAAACUAGUGAGCUUUUUUGCUGAUUUGAUUGUUUUAAGUUUUUCAUGAUCUGGCAAAUGUUUUACAACGCUAAAUAACUGCCUUGUAUUUUAAACUGGUGGAAGUUUUUUUGAUGUAAUAUUCCGCAAUUUUGUAAAUGAAAAUGUUGCCUGAUUCAUUUCUUUAAAAGCAGCAUUUAAAGUGCUGAAAUUUAUUAUCACUAUUUUUGCAUUAUUGUUUUUUUUUGUCUGAUUAUCAGUGAAUAAUUUAUAAAUUAGUUUUAUUUUUUAAAUAUGCAAUUCUACUUUAAGAUUUUAUAUGACAUUUUGAAGUUUCCAUAUUUUAUUUAGAUGCCCUUUUUAGUUGUGUACUUUUUCAUUAUUGGUUUUGGAAUACAAAUCAAUAGGUGCACUAAUAGCUUAAAACAUUUCCAAUUUUAAUGAUAUGUUAUCAAUUGUUAAAAAUCACUUAACAAUUUAACGACAUUCCUUUUGAAGUAAUGAAUUUCAUAGUUUUUUUUCUAUGCAAUUAAAAAUUCCAUCAAGUGACAAUGUUCAACAACUACCUGGGCAGCAGAACUGUCAUGUCUCCAAUAUUUUCUUUUUUAUAUGAAAAAACUAGAUGACAUAAAAUAGUUUUCCAAAUACUUUUUUAAAAAUAGAAGUAAAAUUUGUGCUUCAAUCAGUUUUGUUGAAUAAGAAAGUGCAUAAAUAUUUUUCACAACAUUAGUGGACACUGGACAUAAUUUAUUAUUUUAUUUUUGCUGUACAGGCAACUGUGUAGUUUUUACUUUUUCCAUUGUUUAUAUCAUUGCUUAAGUAUAGUAUAAUGUUGCCUAAAUAUCUUUCCUAUUGUUAUAUUAUUACACAUUUAACAAAUAGCGAGUAUUAUAAUUUUAAAAUUAAAAAUUUUCCCUUUCA